AUGGCAGAGUAUUUGGGAUGCGUGGUCGAGAGGCUAACUUUAUUACCUGGAUUUACCGUACAGUUUAGUAAAACUACAGCAACCUCAUCAAAAUUAGAAUGUCAGAACCAGAAAUAUUUCCUUGUGGACACUGAUACAGUAGACAUACAAUGUGAUCUGACAGAAGCCAUUCGAACAGUUAUCAUCACUGGAACAGGACGAACGUCACUUUGUUCGCUAUAUAUAAAUGGAGGUCGUAACGUUGCUUUGAAACAAAGGACUUGGCAAACAAGUAAUUACUCAGCAAAUGGCGUUGAUUUUGAUGCUUCUAGAGCUGUUGAUGGAAACACAAACUCAGAUUUUGAUAAAGGAAGCUGCACACAUACAAAUGAUAGAGAUUCGAAACCAAUGUGGAACGUCACAUUCCCACUAUCCGAGAUCACCAGAUAUGUUUUAUACAAUAGAAAUAGUAACGAGGAUCGUCUUGCUGGAUUUUUUUUAGUUGGAGAAAAUUCUGGAUCUCAAAAGUUUAGCUAUAAUGACACUUCUACAUCUGGAUCGCCUGUUUACAUUGUUGUAGAUGCUGCUAAAAAUAACUUAAAUCAAGUGAAGAUAAGCACAAAACAGUAUGUCACAUUAUGUGAAACUGAAAUUUAUGGAGGUAAUAGAAUCUUAAUAAUUACACGUGUAAAUGUAACAAUGAAAUAGGGUAAUUGAUAUAUCAUUGAGUACGAACUA
Messenger RNA from Biomphalaria glabrata, 717 nucleotides. RefSeq lists its product as uncharacterized. The record is from RefSeq and is a predicted model, not a curated record. The transcript has 4 exons. The coding region runs from base 1 to 687 and encodes 228 amino acids. NCBI's taxonomy places the organism in Eukaryota, Metazoa, Mollusca, Gastropoda, Planorbidae.